GCCGGGAUGGGGCAGUAGCGGCCAUGGAGCGGGCCGAGGGCCGGCCCGGCGCCCCCCAGUACGUGCAUGUGCAGCUGCAGGGGGGCGCGCCCUGGGGCUUCACGCUGCGCGGCGGGCUGGAGCACGGCGAGCCCCUCAUCGUGUCCAAGGUGGAGGAUGGGGGCAAGGCUGCGCUGUCUCGCCGGCUGCAGCCAGGCGAUGAGCUGGUGAACAUCAGUGGGACGCCGCUGUAUGGGUCCCGCCAGGAGGCCCUGAUCCUCAUCAAGGGUUCCUACCGCACCCUGAAGAUGAUCGUCCGCAGGAGGAGUGUGCCCGUCCUCCGGCCCCAUUCCUGGCACGUGGCCAAGCUCGCCGAAAGCCGCCCCGAAGCCCCUGCCAUGCACUGCCCUGCCGACACCUUCAGCCUCUCCUGGCCCUCAGGGUGUGAUGCCAGCACCGACCGGAGCAGCUCCAUCGGGAGCAUGGAGAGCCUGGACCAGCCUGGCCAGGCCUACUAUGAAGGGGACCCCUCACCCGUUGACCAGGGCAUGUACCACAGCAAGCGGGACUCGGCCUACAGCUCCUUCUCCGCCAGCUCCAUCGCCUCUGACUGUGCCCUCUCUCUCCGCCCUGAGGAGGCUGCCUCCACCGACUCCGGCCUCCAAGGUCCUUGCAAGCCCCUGGACGGGCGCUACCUGACCACGGGGCCUGAGCUGCCUGCCAGCCGGCACCCCGAGGCCUGGCGGGCACCCAUGCCCCCCCAGCCCCCAGUUAGGAGGGACAGCCUACGGGCCUCCCCAGCCAGUGGAGGGGAAAGACGCCGGGCAUUGGUGUCUGCAGACGUGCUGCAUGCCAAGGGCCGGUGGAUCUCUGACACCUUCCUCUGCCAGCGGGACGGGGAGACAGAGGCAGCGGGUGGGAGGACGCCAGGGCCAUACCCCACAAAGGACCAUCUCUCUGCUGACCAGUAUUACAUGCUGAGCUCCCCCUCAGACCGGAGUCCGGCCAAGCCACUCCUGGGAGAGAGCACAGAGCCUGGUGACCGGCUGUACCCAGAUGGUGGUGUGCACCGAGUGCCAGAUGCCACGGCAGUGGGUGACAACCUGCUGGUGUCCCCCCUCAAGGGCCAUGUGCUGCACCGGCACAGCGCUCCUGAGCAGUUGCUGGCCUCCCAGCUCCGCUCCCUCCAGGUGGGCACUGGCAGUGGGCGAGCCUCACCAGCCUCUGAUGGGCACCGAUGGACCCUUUCCCCACUGCAUCCCGAGGGCAGCCGACCAGGGGCCGUUGGAGCUGCCCAGGACCCCUCACUCUGCCCAGAGCCAUGCCGCCGCCUGCCACCCUGCCAAUGCUGCCCUGAGCCUCAGCGAGCCUGUGGGCAGGAUGGGCGGGGGGCCAGCCCAGCACACAGCACUGAGGGGCCAGUGGAGGAGAGCCGGGCAGGGGGCCGUCGGGCGGGGGGUCCUCCCCACCGCUCAGCUCAGAUGCGCCGCCGCAGCGACCGCUUUGCCACCAGCCUUCGCAAUGAGAUCCAGAGGCGCAAGGCCCAGCUGCAGAAGAGCCGGGGCCCGGGUGCCCCACUGCCAGGCGAGGAGCCGGUGGAGGAGGCAGACGAGCCCCCUGAGGGCAGCAUGCUGGCAGAGGGGCCCCAUGCCCCAGCCGAGCGCCUCAGCCCUGCGCUGAGCGAGGACAGCAGGAGCCCCAGCCACUCAGGGGACCAGGACAUCCCCCCCCCUGACCCACUGCCUGUCCCCAAAGGGCCCCCAUCCCCUGAGCGGCAAGUGCCAAUGGGCCGGGGCCGCUGGCGCUGGUCCCCAGAGCGGAAGCUGCAGCGGCAGCACUCGCCCAGCCCCAGCGAGCUGGAGGGCUACAGCCAGGAGCCAGUGGCCCCCAGCUCCCCAUCACAGGGCAGUGACGAGGCCGUCCUCCUGCCCUUCGCCGACCGCCGCCGGUUCUUCGAGGAGAGCAGCCGGCCAGCACCACCCCGGCAUGGCAAGCCUCUGACAGCUGAUCCUGGUGCCUUCCAGCCCCACGGCCCCGAGCGCCAGGACGCCCGGCGCCGCUCUGUGGACCAGCCCUAUGGCUCCCCCUCACCCGGCCGCCCUGGCUCUGCCAGCCCCUACACUGAAUGCUGCCGGGAGCAGCCCCCUUGCUACAAGCCUCUAGGGAGGCCAGGGGAGCUGGAGUACCUGCGGGGCUUCUCCUACCCCUGUGGGGGAGCCCUGCACCCUGAGCCCUGCCGCUACUGCGGGGGGGAUGUGUGCCCCCCGUUGCUGCCCCGUGCCCACGCCUGCCGCUGCCACCCCCAGCCCUGGGCACGCUGCCCUGACUGCUGCUGCCCAGCCCCCCACCCUGGGCGGGAGGAGAGUGACGCCUGGCCCCCCCGGAGAGCUUUCGCCCCGGAAUUUCCUCUGGAUGAGUGGGAACCACCAGCAAUAACCAGGAAAGCCAGCCAGUCCAUCAGUGAGCUCUCCCGCUACCAACUGGGCUUCUCGAGGCUUGGCCCUUUCCGCCCCUGCUUUGAGAGUGCCAAGCCAGAGUGGCCACCCUGCUACCGGGCCACAUCCACACAUGACCUGUCGUGGGAUGGCGACCGCCUGGCCUGCUCCCCUGAGAGCCUCCCCGAUCCCCUGCACCGCCCACUGCGGGGCAGAGCCUUUUCGGAGAGCCACCUCAACCUGGAGCCAGGCAGCCCCCGGGCCCGUGACCAGAGGGACCUUCUCCGUGCCAAGCUGGACCCUCCUGAUGUCCCCAAAAAGAAGGGCCCUCCACCCCCCCGCCCUCCUCCCCCCAACUGGGAGAAGUACAGACAGCGCCGGAUGUCCCAGCGCCUGCCAGACAGUUCUGGGCACGGCUCUGCCUUCACUGCUGCGCCGGUGCUGACCCGCAGCAUCGCUGAGGCCGUGCGUGAGCGGUCGCAGAGCCUCCCCGGGGAGCAGGGGGGCUGGUCUCGGGGGCAUGCUGCUCGCCCCCCAGCUCCGCCAAGUGCCUGGCCCCGACCUGAGCCCCCCAGAUCUCUCUGCAGGACGCCUGAGCUUGAUGCUGGCAGCGCUGAGGUUUUCAGCAGGGUGACAGGGGCCGGAGAAGAGCGGCUGAAGGCAAAGCACCCCUGGGAGAUGGAGGAGCAGCCCCAAAGGCUUGGCCAGAACCAGGAGCGUGGCUGGGUUGGCCCUCGCAGGUUAGGUGAGCGCUCCCUGCCCCUGCGUGGUGCCCCCAGUCCUGCCACUCUGGAGGUGCCCAAGCCCAGCCCCGGAGCAGCAGAGGAGGCGAGCUGCCCAGGGGGCCGGUCCCAGCCCCGCCGCGUGGACUCGGAGGAGCUGCUGUGGGAUAUGGUGGGCAGGGACCGCUCCCUGGCCGGCAUCCUGGCUCCCUCGGCCCCCCUCAGCACCACCACCGCAGUGAUGGGGGAGCUGGUGGUGGUGGGGGAGCGGCAGGCCUGGCGGGAGCAAUUCCAGCAGGACUGGCGCCUGGAGGCCCUGGCACAGGACAGGCAGGGCUUUGAGCCCAUCUCACCACCCUCUGCCAGCACUGCCAGCUCCACCUCCUACCCAGCGUAUUACGGUGUGGCAGCAGGCAAAGCUGAGCCGCUCAGCAAGGUGAAGGAGCUGCCGGAGGUGGUGGAGGGGAGUUCGGAGGACGACGAGGAGGAUAUGGACCGUGAGCUGGUGGAGAAGAAGCUGCAACUGAUCGAGAGCCUGAGCCGCAAGCUGGCAGUGCUGCAGGAGGCGCAGCGGGGGCUACAGGAGGACAUCAGCGCCAACGGGGCGCUGGGCGAGGAUGUGGCUGCCCGCCUGCAAGCCCUCUGCACCCCGGGGGAGUUCGACAAAUACCGCCUCUUUGUGGGCGACCUGGACAAGGUGGUCAACCUCCUGCUCUCCCUCUCGGGACGCCUGGCCCGGGUGGAGACUGCCCUGGGCAGCCUGGGGCCACAUUCCCCUGCUGAGGACAAGGUGGCCCUGCGGGAGAAGCAGCGACUGCUGGUGGCGCAGCUGGAGGACGCCAAGGAGCUGAAGGAGCACGUGGGGCGGCGGGAGGAGGCGGUGGGCGCAAUGGUGGCACGGUACCUGCCCGCCGAGCACCUCCAGGACUACCAGCACUUUGUCAAGAUGAAGUCAGCCCUCAUCGCCGAGCAGCGGGAGCUGGAGGAGAAGAUCAAGCUGGGCCAGGAGCAGCUCCGCUGCCUGCGUGAGAGCCUCGGCCAGGCCCCCAAGGGCUGCUAGGCCCCUGCCCAGCUUCCUCCCAGGACUAUGGCCCAGGCCCCAGUGUGCUGCCAAAGUGGAUCUGGCCCCUUGGGUGUUCUCCCUGUGUCUGUCUGUCCUGCCCCUGCCUUUUAUUUAUUUUUCCGGUUUAUUGAGCAGGUGCCAGUCCAGGAGCUGGCAGGGGAGGUUGUGCCACAGAGCUGCCCUGGGCUUUAGAGCCACCCAGCACCCUGUGGCCCAGCAGGACCAGAUGGAUGGUUCCUGCCACCCCCACUCUGGGUCCUUCUGCGUCCACAGAAGUCCUUCCACCUUGUCCUGGACACCGGUUCCUGUCCUGCAGCUGAUGCUGCACCAUGUGCCUUAAACAACCCCCUGGCUGCCCUGGGUCAUUCCCAUGCAGCGCCUGGAAGGGUUAAACCGUUCUCGCCCUCCAUUAUGUCUGUUUGUCGAGCUCAGUCCAUCUGUCCGGUGGGAGCUGGAGGAGGAAUUUCGGCUCCAGCAUCCUCUUCCUCUCUAUUGUGUCUGAAACAAUGGCCCUGGCCAGCAGGUCCUUAACCCAUUCCCCACCCCUCCCAGGCAUUGUAGGGGGCUGAGGUGGGUGCUGGUGGAUGCUGUGCACCCAUCUCCUGGGAGACACUGUGGUAGAUGUUCCCAGGAUGGUGCCUGCCAGGGGAUGGAGUGCUGGGAGCAAUAGACUGGGGCUGCAGGUGCUCCCUGCCACCACUGUGGGCACAGGGACCACCUGGCUCACUUCCAGCCUCUGCCUGGCACUGAAAGAGAUUAAGAGAGGAAAAAAAAAAUCACUAAGGAGGAGACGGGGUACCUGUCCCCCUCCUCUGUGCCGCAGCAGCCCCAAGUAGCACUUAGUCCUCACCCUGGGUCACCCCAUGACGCAGCACUGUCCAUCUGUCCCCACGGGAUGGGUGGGUGCCUCGAUGCUGAUUUUGCACAGAAGUUUCAUGCAACUGGCAGCAGCUUGGGGCUGAGGGGGGAAGAGUUUUGGGAAGGAAGGGUGGGCCCCAGCCCCUUUUUGGCAUGGAGCCAUGGCCAGGCAGCCCUCUCCCCUCAUGCACCCCCCCCCAGCCCAUUGAACACUAAACCCCACAUCUGCCUGGGCCUACCCUGGGACAGUGCCUGGCAGGAGCAGGGUCCCCUGCAUACUCUCUGUCUCAGCCACCCCCCCCGUGCCUGCCCGGGGACACUGCUAGGACCAAAGACAGCACCCACUGGGGGCUGGGGACAUGUUGCUCUCCGGAGGGGGCUGCCAGCCCUCACUGAGCUGGGGGAGCCUGCCCCUACCUGUGCCUUGCCACGUGCUGUUGUGCUUCUCUCACACUAAAGAAGCAGCAGCAGCUGCAUAACUGUC
Molecule: messenger RNA, 5541 nt
Organism: Apus apus (common swift)
Lineage: Eukaryota; Metazoa; Chordata; Aves; Apodiformes; Apodidae
Gene: SHROOM4
Product: shroom family member 4
Biological process (GO): actin filament organization
Cellular component (GO): adherens junction; apical plasma membrane; apical junction complex
Molecular function (GO): actin filament binding
Source: RefSeq, a predicted model, not a curated record